CGCCGCUCUGAGCCCUUUGAAGUCCUCAUUUAAUGUAGAGAGCUGCAUCUCUCACAUUUGAUAAGACAGUUGGGAGCCGUCGAGUAAGCGUCUACAGAUAGUUAAUAUUCCAAAGUAAACAUUACAUUAAAGUUUUGGAAAGUGGUAGCCUAUAAUUGAGAGAGUUUAUAAAAAUAUAUAUAUAUAUAUAACAAUAAGUGGAAUAAAUAAAUAGGCACUCGCGUAAUGGCAAAUCUUUUUUCCAAAAAAACCAUGAGGCUCAAGUGGAUGCGCGUGUCUCUUUUGAUCUUGGUUCUAUUCCUGGGUGACUCCCGCGGCUCCCAGGUGAAGUUUGGCCGCUUGGAUCGGUGGGUGAAGACCGGGUUUCAGUACCUGAAGUUAAACCUGUGCCGCAGGGUAUCUCUGUCUGAGGGCGAAUGUAAGCGGCUGUCCCAUCUUCAGCUCAGCGGGGUGGCCGUGUACGUUUCCGAGCCAAACUCCGAGAAAGUACUCGCCAUUCUCCCAGAUUCCUAUUCUUCAGGGAUGCUACCGCCGAAGCAGGGCGGUUACGGUAUGAGUUCGGUACUGGAGGACAGUAGAAGACAUCACGAUUUCUUCCCGGGAUCGACUGCGCAUGAUGCCGUGUUGGUGUUGGAUCCCAGUCCCGGAGAGAGUUUCGGACAUCCUGUGGUUCUCUUUUAUGUGGACCUAAACACGACCAAGAAAAAAUGUGCACAUAUGGAUGGAAUUUAUUUAGGAGAGGAGUGUCUGACCCUGGCCCUAAAGAGUCGCUGUCAGAACCAGCUGAAGCGUCGUCAGAGCGGCAGUGAGAGGCUGGCGGGGAGCGGGCGUGCCCGCAGGGCUACCGUGUCGAGGCCCAGGAGCAGCCCGGGGAGGAUUGAGCGCAGCGGGGCUCUCUGUGAGAUACAUUUCCUUCCCAUGGUGGUCGGGGUCAGGGAUAACAACCGGACGCAGAGGCUACGAUGCGUAGACCACCCAGACUUUGCCCAGUGCCCCCAGCCUCUGCCCCUCACCAGCCCCAACAUGCCAGUGUCCAGCUGUGAGCUCAACAAGAACACCAGGCGAUGCCACCAGCAGCCCCUGGCUACACACCUGUCCUGUCGUCUCUACCAGACCUGUGACCAUGCUAUACUGCUCUCAGGUGGAUGGCAGCAACAGAUCACGUACCAGCGUCACGUUCAGAACCUGCAGCUCUUCUACAGGAUGCUGAGGAACAACGGCUUCCACAGAGAUCACAUCAAGACCUUCUUCGCUGGGAACGGACAGCUCUCAGAGGAGUGGGUAUACCCAGCGACAGAGAAACGAGUGAUAAGGAACCACAUCUCGUAUAUCUGUGGGAAGCAGCACUGUGCAGACUCCCUGGUCCUCUACCUCAACAGCCCCACCAGGAACGACGGGACCAUGCUGCUCUGGGAUGGCAACUACAAUGGCAUAGCGGACCUGAAGGAGCGCUACAGUGUGGGAGAGCUGCUAGCGGACUUGGCAGGCUGCAGGGCGAGACGAGUACUAGUCUUCGUAGAGCAGAGUUACAGCGGGGCGCUUAGUAAGAGAUUGAAAGCAUCUCUGAAACACCUGAACGUGGUGCUGCUCAACAUAGCCGACAGCUGGGCCUCGCUGCACCCAGCAACAUGCCUUAUAGACCACCUGAGUAAGGAUUCAGGGAUGUCCCGACUCCUCGACCCCAAAUCCAGCCUCUUGGAUGUCAACCUAUCUGGUGCGCCCUGUAACACAACUCCACCUCUGAGCGAAGCAGAGAUGAGGAAGGAGUACAUGGGCUGUCAGAACCUCCCCACCGCCCUGUGGUACCAGAACCACAACCAGAACCUCCCCCCUGCUCUGUGGUACCAGAACCACAACUAGAUCGUCCCGACCACCCUGUGGUACCAGAAUCAGAACUUCCCAUCGCCAUGUGAUAUCAGAACCUCUCCACCGACCUGUGGUACCAGAACCAUAAACCACAACUAAAACCUACCCACUGCCCUAUGGUACCAGAACCCCCCCACCACCCUGUGGUACCAGAACCAGAACCAGAACCUUCCCAUCAUGCUGUGGCAUCAGAACCACACCAGAAUCUCCACACCGCCCUGUGGUACCAGAACCACAACUAGAACCAAUACCUCCCUACCGCCCUGUGGUAUCAGAACCACAGCUAGAACAUCCCCACCGUCCUGUGGUGUCAGAUCCCCCCCCACCACCCUGUGGUACCAGAACCACAACCAUAACCUUCUCAUCACCCUAUGGUACCAGGACCAGAUCCUCCCCACCACACUGUGAUACCAGGACCACAACCUCCCCACCACAAUGUGGUACCAGAACCUGAACCUCCCCACUGUCCUGUGGUACCAGAACCUGAACCUCCCCACUCUCCUGUGGUACCAGGACCAGAUCCUCCCCACUGUCCCUGUGGUACCAGGACCAGAACCUCCCCAUCAACCUGUGGUACAGGAACCACAACUAGAACCAGUCCCUCCCCACCGCCCUGUGGUACCAGUACCACAACUAGAACCUCCCCACCGGUCUGUGGUACCAGGGCCACAACUAGAACCUCCCCACCGGUCUGUGGUACCAGAACCACAACUAGAACCUCCCCACCGGUCUGUGGUACCAGGGCCACAACUAGAACAUCCCCACCGGUCUGUGGUACCAGAACCACAACCAGAACCUUCACAGCACCUUGUGGUACCAGAACCACAUCCCAGAACCGACACAGACCCCUGGACAGAAUUUUAUUUUGAAAGAACACUCAGACUCAUACACACACAUGCACACACACACACACACACACACACACACACACACACACACACACACACACACACACACACACACACACACACACACACACACACACACACACACACAGACGCAGACACAAAUAACAAGACAAGAGAAGACAACACACACAGACAGACAUACCUAACAACACAAGAGAAGACCACACACAGACAGACACAAAUAACAACACAGACAGACACAAAUAACAAGACAAUAGACAACACACAGACCGAAUCACAGAGAAGGCUAGUUGCUUUGUCAAUCACACACUAGAUGAUGGCUUGACAUUGGGAGUCAUUUCUGUUACAACACAUUCUUAUUUAAGUGUAUCUUUUGAGCCCACAUACAUAUAGUACUGCAGGAUUUGUGCUAGUGAUGGAGGAAAAAAGUCCCGUUACAUUUCGCAAUAUUAUUUUUGACGAUUAUUAUUGACGAAUUGAUAGUUUGACUACAAGUAUCGAUUUAAAAAAAUAAUAAAAAUGAAAAAAAAAACACCUGCCUUUUUUUUUGCUAGGUAGCGUUAGCUAGAGCUAGGUAGUGUUAGCUAGAGCUAGGUCGUGUUAGCUAGAGCUAGGUAGUGUUAGCUAGAGCUAGGUAGUGUUAGCUUGCACUAGGUAGUGUUAACUAGAGCUAGGUAGUGUUAGCUAGCGCUAGGUAGUGUUAGCUUGAGCUAGGUAGUGUUAACUAGAGCUAGGUAGUGUUAGCUUGAGCUAGGUAGUGUUAACUAGAGCUAGGUCGUGUUAGCUAGAGCUAGGUAGUGUUAGCUAGAGCUAGGUCGUGUUAGCUAGAGCUAGGUAGUGUUAGCUAGCGCUAGGUAGUGUUAGCUUGAGCUAGGUAGUGUUAACUAGAGCUAGGUAGUGUUAGCUUGAGCUAGGUAGUGUUAGCUAGAGCUAGGUAGUGUUAGCUAGAGCUAGGUCGUGUUAGCUAGAGCUAGGUAGUGUUAGCUAGCGCUAGGUAGUGUUAGCUUGAGCUAGGUAGUGUUAACUAGAGCUAGGUAGUGUUAGCUUGAGCUAGGUAGUGUUAGCUAGAGCUAGGUAGUGUUAGCUAGCGCUAGGUAGUGUUAACUAGAGCUAGGUAGUGUUAGCUAGAGCUAGGUAGUGUUAGCUUGAGCUAGGUAGUGUUAGCUAGCGCUAGGUAGUGUUAGCUAGCGCUAGGUAGUGUUAGCUAGCUCUUGUCGGCUGUACUAGCCUGUUCUCUUUCUUUUUAAAUAGUGAACCAACAUACAGUAUUUUCAGCACUUUUAUUUCCAUGACUGAUCCAAUCUAACUAACAUAUAGUGAGCAAUAUGUAUACAACUUCAAAUCACAAUCAAGUAUCGAAUCACAAAAUAUAUAGAAUCGUGAGAAUCGUGAGAAUAGCAAUACAUACAGAAUCGUGAGAAUAGCAAUACAUUUCGUUUCGGCACCUAAGUGUCAUGAUAAUUGUCGUAUCGUGAGUUCCCUGGUGAUUCCCAGCCCUGAAAGGACACUUUCAGAUCUGUACCAAGGACCGGAGAGAGAGGGACUCUGACAGUUAAAUGUGUAUAUGGAAGGGAAGAGGAGCGGACGAGGGAAGAGGACGGGACGGUGUGUUUGAUUGUCCUCACUCUGAACCCCGGCAUCAUCACCACGGACGCUUGGUGACGGACAGGGAGUAGAGGAGGGGGAAACAUCCCAAGAGGACCACCCUGUCCUGUGCCAGCUAGCGGCAGCUCCUGACGGUUGGGUACAGACUGUGAAGAGGUUCAGAUAGAGGACACCAGAGCCUCUGGACGACUUACCUCCCUCUCUAGGUCUCUGAACAAGGUGACAAUGGAUGCGUCCCCAGAGCCACCCUAUUCCCUACACAGUGCACUACUUUAGACCAGAGCCCUAUGGCACCCUAUUCCCUAUAUAGUACACUACUUUAGACCAGAGCGUAUUCCCUAUAUAGUGCACUACUUUAGACCAGAGCCCUAUGGCACCCUAUUCCCUAUAUAGUACACUACUUUAGACCAGAGCGUAUUCCCUAUAUAGUGCACUACUUUAGACCAGAGCCCUAUGGCACCCUAUUCCCUAUAUAGUACACUACUUUAGACCAGAGCGUAUUCCCUACACAGUGCACUAUUUAGACCAGAGCCCUAUGGCACCCUAUUCCCUAUAUAGUACACUACCUUAGACCAGAGCGUAUUCCCUACACAGUGCACUGCUUUUGACCAGAGCCCUAUGGCACCCUAUUCCCUAUAUAGUACACUACUUUAGACCAGAGCCUAUUCCCUACACAGUGCACUACUUUAGACCAGAGCCCUAUGGCACCCUAUUCCCUAUAUAGUACACUACUUUAGACCAGAGCCUAUUCCCUACACAGUGCACUACUUCAGACCAGGGGCUUUAUUCAAAUAAUGCCACUCUGCAACACAUCAUGCCUGCUUUAACAUUUCUCCCAGAGCAACCAAGCCCAGCACAGCCCUCAGCCCAGACAGCAGACACCUCAGUAAGACAGCUGUGUCCAGUGUUGGCUUACUGCUCUAUGAUUUAAUGAUGAGAACGCGGCCUGCUCCAGUCCUGUCCUCAGAGCAGACUGUCUCCAGUCCUGUCCUCAGAGCAGACUGUCUCCAGUCCUGUCCUCAGCUCAGACUGUCUCCAGUCCUGUCCUCAGAGCAGACUGUCUCCAGUCCUGUCCUCAGAGCAGACUGUCUCCAGUCCUGUCCUCAGAGCAGACUGUCUCCAGUCCUGUCCUCAGAGCAGACUGUCUCCAGCCCUGUCCUCAGCACAGACUGUCUCCAGUCCUGUCCUCAGAGCAGACUGUCUACAGUCCUGUCCUCAGAGCAGACUGUCUCCAGUCCUGUCCUCAGAGCAGACUGUCUCCAGUCCUGUCCUCAGCUCAGACUGUCUCCAGCCCUGUCCUCAGAGCAGACUGUCUCCAGUCCUGUCCUCAGAGCAGACUGUCUCCAGCCCUGUCCUCAGCACAGACUGUCUCCAGUCCUGUCCUCAGAGCAGACUGUCUACAGUCUCUCUGUCCCCUACCUUCUCUUCUCUCUGUCCUCUACCUUCUCCCUGUACCCUACCUUCUCUAAUCUCUGUCCUCCACCUUCUCUUCUCUCUGUCCUCUACCUUCUCUUCUCUCUGUC
Messenger RNA from Oncorhynchus masou masou (cherry salmon), 5863 nucleotides. RefSeq lists its product as uncharacterized. The coding region runs from base 226 to 1860 and encodes 544 amino acids. The transcript is spliced from 7 exons. Lineage: Eukaryota; Metazoa; Chordata; Actinopteri; Salmoniformes; Salmonidae. The record is from RefSeq and is a predicted model, not a curated record.